UUGAAAAAUGCACAUUUUCGACAUCGUAAUGAAUCGAAUGCAAUACAGAGUGAUUUCAGAUAUUUAGAUAAAGCGAUUGAAAUCGAAGCAUUUCUACAGUACAACUUAAACGUGACACACGAUGGUCGAACGUAUGCAUACUCAGAUUUUUGUGGUUCACAUUGUGAAACGUCCGAUUCUGUGAGUAUAUUUUUGUCGUUGUAUAGAGACGUGAAAAUAAGGAAGAAAGCAAAUGUAAAAUUAACAUUUCCAACGAUGGAUAUUUUCGGUCAUCGAAUCUAUUUAGCGAACAAUAUCUUUCAAGUGGAUUUGAAUAAUCGAUCGCAUCUGAUUGAGGGAUGUCGCUUAGUAUCGAUAAACUUCCAUGCGCUCGUAUCAAAUUCAUCUUACGAGGCCAUAAUGAAGAGAUGGGAAACGAAAGUGUUCGAAUAUAGUGAAUCGACGAAGGAUGAUCCGUUAAUUCGAGUGUAUGCCACUUCAGAGGGUCUUGUUAGUGAGGAGAUGCGACGAACUGCUAUUGAAGCAAUGCCUCUGAUGUCUGUAUCGUUUGUGGUCGUGCUCACAUUCACAGUGUUAACAACACUGAGGCGAGAUCCCUUAAGAAGUAAACCUUGGGAGGCUGCAGUUGGUGUAUUUUGUCCAAUAUUAUCAUUGAUGGCUUCGUUUGGAGCACUGUUUUGGUUGGAGUUCUCAUUUAUUCCGAUACUGUGUGUGGUACCGUUCUUGAUUUUGGCUAUCGGUGUGGAUGAUGUGUUCAUAUUUUUGUAUAGUUUUCAUCGAACCUCACCGAGGCUACCAGUCGAAGAACGAAUUGCUGAAAUGUUAGCUGAGGCCGGACCUUCGAUCACAAUUACAUCUCUGACUAAUUUCUUAUCAUUUGCUAUCAGUGCGUUCACACCAACGCCAGCUAUACAGAGUUUCGCGAUCUUCAUUAGUGUUGCGGUGAUGUUUGAUUAUUUCUAUCAAAUAUUCUUCUUCUCAGCUAUAUUAGCUUUUGGUGGGCAUAGGGAAGAGAAACACCUCAGUGCUUAUUUACCGUGUAUGAAGAUACAACCACCAGAUGCGGCAAAAUGA
Anisakis simplex (herring worm) is the source of this 1074-nucleotide messenger RNA. NCBI's taxonomy places the organism in Eukaryota, Metazoa, Nematoda, Chromadorea, Rhabditida, Anisakidae. The record is from the annotation of a GenBank genome assembly.